Messenger RNA from Solanum pennellii, 3987 nucleotides. Its product is annotated as subtilisin-like protease SBT1.7. The record is from RefSeq and is a predicted model, not a curated record. The coding region runs from base 1638 to 3884 and encodes 748 amino acids. The transcript has a single exon. Gene Ontology annotation, biological process: proteolysis. Lineage: Eukaryota; Viridiplantae; Streptophyta; Magnoliopsida; Solanales; Solanaceae. Gene Ontology annotation, molecular function: serine-type endopeptidase activity.
GAACAUAAAUGGGAAAAGAAUGGCUGCUAAUUGGAUGGGUCCUUAAUAUAUUAGUGCUACUAAUUACUUUUUAUCUUUUUAUUUUUGCCUGACAAAGUGACUAACUUUAUCUAAAAAUAAUAAAGGAAUAAAGCAUAACUAUUAUUGGUGUUUGGUGUUCCCUUUUAAGGCUUUCGGAUUCGCUUGCGUAAGGCCCAGAGGCGGAGUCAGGAUUUUCAAUAAGGGGAUUCUUAAUAUGUAGAGAUAGACACCUGAAAUAGCCGAAGGAGAUUCAAUAUCUGCUAUAUAUACAUAUAAUAAUAUUUUAACCAUGUAUAAAUAAUAUAUUUUUUUCCGAAUGGGGUUCGAAUGAACCCUUUCGUACAAAGUGGCUUCGCCUUUGAUAAGACCAUUAAAAGAGGAAGCGCUCCCUAUCAUUUUUCUGUUCUCGAAGUUUAAAUUCGAGAUAUUUGAUUAAAGGCGAAAGAAUAAAAACUAUCCAUCCCACCACAAUUCAUGGUGUCUAGAGAAUUUCAACAUCCAAUACCUAAAAGAAGGAAUCAAAGAAAAUAUAAAAUACUCAUCAAGAGUCAUAGUGGUCUACUUAAAUAAUAUGAUAUUGACCCUGCCAAGAUUAUUGAAAGAUGUAAUUUAUCAUUAAAUGUAAAUUUAACAUGUUAUACAAUUAAAUAUUAUAAGGAUAUGAGUAUUUUAAGUUGGAAAUAGGAUAAAUAAAAAAAAGCCAGAUACUAAAUCCAACACCAAACAAGAAAUAAAGCAACAUCCACAUGGUACAUGUGGGGAAAAAAAGUAGUUAAAGUUCCCAUCAUUAGGUGGUGUAAUAAUAUAAACGCAGAAUCAAGAUUUAAAGUUUAUGAAUUCAGAACUCAUCACUAAAUUUUUUGCUCAUUUUAGUUAGUGAAUUCGCGAGUAAAUAUUUAUACGUAUCUGAUGAAUUUCCUAAUAUAACUACGGUAUCUAAGCAAAAGAUAGUGAGUUCGAUCAAAAACUUACCUAAUACAGUAGCUCUGCCCCUAAUAUAAUAUGCACUAAACAAAGAAAAAGGAAAAAGCAUGGCUUGCAAGUAGCCUAGCAUUCAAGUUUUUUUUUUUCUCAGCAAAAAGCUACAUUUUUUUUUGUAUGAAAUUAGAAUUCUUACAGCCAAUUGGGAAAUUUAAGUUUUAUUUUAUGUCUGAUAGAAUGUGGAAUAAGAAUACACAUAUAAUAAAAAGAGCUCGUAAAGAGUAAUACUCGUAUAACGAUUCUUAUAUUACCAACAAAGAAGGGUGAUCAUUGUGUUUUUAAUCAGAAGUCUUUGAUUCGAGUUGAGAAAAUAGAGGUAGCUUUUCUUAGGAAGGAGUUUCAACUAAAACUAUUUUAUGUUUUAUGUUCUUAUUUAAUUGUUCCUUUCAACUUUAGUCUUUUAAUUUCUAUCACAUGAUACUUCACUUUCUCCCACACAUAAUAUAAUACAUUAAGUAACAUGAGGGUAUCUAUUGUUUAAACAAUUCUAAAUCUUGAUCUAGAUGACCAAUCAAAACUAUAGGACUAGAGCACUAUACAUGUUAGUACUUCAAAGAAGGAAAAAUCAUCAAAUUUUCUUCCAUGGAUAUAUAAUUAGUUCAUGUAUUUAGAGUUCUUUUAGCUAAUUUGUAGCCAUGAAGUUGUUGAAUAUCCUUCUUGUUUUGUUCAUUGUUAGUUGUUUGUCAUGGCCUAGUAUGCAAAGCGAUUUAGAGACUUAUAUAGUUCAAGUUGAAUCUCCAGAAAGCCAAGUUUCAACUCAAUCAAUGUCAAUGGAUUUAGAAAGUUGGUACAAUUCUUUUUUGCCAAAGAGUAUAGAAAGCACGAGCUCGAGUGAAGAGGUGCCGCGUUUGAUAUACUCAUAUCACAAUGUGAUGAAAGGCUUUGCUGCAAGAUUAUCAGCAGAGCAAGUGAAAGAAAUGGAGAAGAAAUCAGGCUUUGUGAAUGCGUGGCCGGAGAAGAUAUUGUCUUUGCACACUACACGUACUCCGAGUUUUCUUGGAUUGAAGCAGAACAUUGGCUUGUGGAGGGAUUCCAACUAUGGGAAAGGCGUGAUCAUCGGAGUGUUGGACUCUGGGAUUUUUCCAGACCAUCCUUCAUUUAGCGACAAAGGAAUGCCUCCUCCGCCUGCUAAAUGGAAGGGAAAAUGUGAAUCGAACUUCACUACUAAGUGUAACAACAAGCUCAUUGGAGCACGGACAUUCCCAAAGGAAAAUGGUUCGCCAAUAGAUGAUGAUGGACAUGGUACACACACCGCCAGCAUUGCUGCUGGCGGUUUUGUGAAAGGUGCAAAUGUGUAUGGAAAUGCUAAUGGCACUGCUGUUGGUGUUGCCCCUCUUGCUCACCUAGCCAUUUAUAAGGUUUGUGAUUCGUUUGGUUGCUCUGACAGUGGGAUUCUAGCUGCUAUGGAUGUAGCUAUUGAUGACGGAGUUGAUAUCCUAUCGCUGUCUCUUGGUUCGAGUACUAGUCCCUUCCAUAGUGAUUCUAUUGCACUCGGUGCGUAUAGUGCAACACAAAGAGGUAUUUUUGUAAGUUGCUCUGCUGGUAAUAGUGGUCCAUCCGAACAUACUGUUGCAAAUGAAGCCCCGUGGAUUCUCACAGUAGGCGCGAGCAGUCUUGACAGGAAAUUUAAGGCAACAGUUGAGCUAGGAAACAAAAAAGUGUUUGAAGGCGAAUCGGCUUUUCACUCAAAGUUUUUCAGUACAAAAUUCUUCCCUUUGUUUGAUCCAUCACUAACUGCUAUUGACUCUGACAGCUCUUAUUGCGGACCAGGUAUGUUGACUGACCUUGCUGUUAAAGGCAAAAUAGUCUUGUGUUUGAUAGGUGGCGGUUAUACGAGGAUUUCAAAAGGACAAUCUGUUAAGGAUGCUGGAGGUGUUGGCAUGAUUCUGAUAAAUAACUUUGAAGACGGUUUCACUACAUCAGCUGACGCUCAUGUCCUUCCAGCAAUGGAUGUAACUUAUGAAGAUGGAAUGAAAAUCAUCGACUAUGUGAAUUCAACGAAGAAACAUGUUGCUCGGAUUGCAUUCCAUGGAACUAUACUCGGAGAUAAAAAUGCUCCGGUUGUUGCUGGAUUUUCUUCUAGAGGGCCAAGCAUAGCUACUCGCGGAAUCUUAAAACCUGACAUUAUUGGUCCUGGUGUUAAUAUUCUUGCUGCUUGGCCUACCUCCAUGGAGAACAACACAAACACGAAAUCUACCUUCAAUAUUAUUUCGGGUACCUCCAUGUCUUGUCCUCACCUCAGUGGAGUAGCAGCAUUGCUAAAAAGCGCUCACCCCACUUGGUCUCCUGCAGCUAUUAAAUCCGCAAUCAUGACAACUGCUUAUACAGUAAACCUCGCCAACAAUCCCAUCAUAGAUGAAACGCUCCUUCCUGCUAACAUUUAUGCCAUCGGUGCAGGACAUGUCAAUCCAUCCAGAGCAAAUGAUCCGGGACUAAUUUAUGAUACCCCUUUCAAGGACUACUUACGCUAUUUGUGUGGUUUGAAUUACACAAACCGACAGGUUGGAAACCUUCUACAACAUAAGGUGGAUUGCUCGGAAGUGAAAAGUAUUCCUGAAGCACAACUAAAUUAUCCUUCAUUUUCCAUCAUGCUCAGAGAAAAUCCUCAAACAUAUACAAGAACAGUGACUAAAGUCGGGGAGGCUAAAUCAUCUUACAUUGUGGAAAUAGUUUCACCACAAGGAGUUUCUGUGACUGUUACGCCCUCUACUCUAAAGUUCUCGAAGAUGAACCAGAAAAAAACAUAUCAAGUAACUUUUUUAAAAACAGCCAAUAGUUCAACCAAUGGUAUAGUUCAUGGAUUCUUGAAAUGGACUAGUAAUAGGCACUCUGUAAGAAGUCCAAUUGCAGUUGUGCUACUAGAAAUUGCAAUGGAUAUCUAGACUCGUUUCGUUUUUAAAAAUGAUUUGAUCCAUGUAAUAAGCCUGCAUUCAUUGUUUGAAUCCAAAAUGUAGAAUGAAUGCAGAAAGUACUCAUUAUAUUCUA